AAACUAAAGGAAAAUGCUCCUAUCCUCGCCAUAAAUGUUCUCGACCGCGCUCAUUCUAGGGCCCCUAUAGUAAAACAACUCGGUAAUGAAUUUCAAGAAGCUCAUUUUUACGAUCAAGUUCUUGAACAGAAGCUGCACUCUCUUCAAGACGAGCUAACACAUACGCGGGAGGAAAUGUCUCGAUUACUUGCUGAAAUAUCCUCUCAAUGUUAUGAAACACAUCUUCAGAGUUUUGACAAUAGGCUACGGGUAAUGGAAGACAAAGGAUGUGAACCGUAUCCGUUUGAAUUGGAUGCGAGUGAUGUAGAGACAAGUGUAGAUAUUGUUGAAGCGAGAAUUCAGUACUUGGGACUAUCAAAGCGUGAAAGACAAGAAUAUAGAGAAUUUGAGGCUGUCAUUGAAGAGAGAGAUAAAUAUAAGAAGGAAGCAGAAGAUAUUUGGCAGAUAGUGAAAGGGUUGAAAGAAAAGUUGAUGGAUAAGAUUGAGCAGGUUGAAUAUUUGCAAGGGCGGCAGCUAUAUUAUGCUAAUCAAGAGGCCCAGGGAUGA
This is a messenger RNA of Paraglomus brasilianum, 546 nucleotides long. Lineage: Eukaryota; Fungi; Glomeromycota; Glomeromycetes; Paraglomerales; Paraglomeraceae. The record is from the annotation of a GenBank genome assembly.